AUGGAGUGCAAAAUGCUGGUCAACCUCGCCCACCAGAUGCUGCGCCGGAAGGUGGUGGACUGCAGCCGGGACGAGAGCCGGCUGUCCCGCUGCCUCAACACCUUUGACCUGGUGGCCCUCGGAGUGGGCAGCACGCUGGGUGCUGGUGUGUAUGUCCUGGCUGGGGCUGUGGCCCGUCAGGAUGCCGGCCCUGCCAUCGUCAUCUCCUUCCUCAUCGCUGCCCUGGCAUCGGUACUGGCUGGCCUGUGCUACGGCGAGUUCGGGGCCCGUGUCCCCAAGACGGGGUCAGCCUACCUCUACAGCUACGUCACUGUGGGUGAGCUCUGGGCCUUCAUCACCGGCUGGAAUUUAAUCCUGUCCUACAUCAUUGGUACGUCGAGUGUGGCCCGGGCCUGGAGUGCAACGUUUGACGAGCUGUUAGGCAGACCCAUUGGGGAUUUCUCUCGGAAACACAUGGCCCUGAACGCUCCUGGGGUGCUGGCCGAAAACCCCGACAUAUUUGCUGUGGUUAUCAUUCUCAUCCUAACAGGACUUUUAACUUUUGGGGUAAAAGAGUCAGCCAUGGUCAACAAAAUCUUCACCUGCAUCAAUGUUCUGGUCUUGGGCUUCAUCAUGGUGUCAGGAUUUGUAAAAGGCUCCAUUAAAAACUGGCAGCUGACCGAGGAGGACUUUGAUAACGCAUCCGGUCACCUCUGUCUGAACAAUGCAACUAAAGAUGACAAGCCGAGUGGCUGGGGAUUCAUGCCCUAUGGAUUCUCUGGUGUGCUCUCAGGGGCAGCAACCUGCUUCUAUGCCUUUGUGGGCUUUGACUGUAUUGCUACCACAGGUGAAGAAGUGAAGAACCCACAAAAGGCCAUUCCUGUGGGCAUUGUGGCGUCCCUCCUCAUUUGCUUCAUUGCCUACUUCGGGGUGUCGGCUGCCCUCACACUCAUGAUGCCCUACUUCUGCCUGGACAAGAACAGCCCCCUGCCCGACGCCUUCAAGCACGUGGGCUGGGAAGGCGCCAAAUACGCUGUGGCUGUCGGUUCCCUCUGUGCUCUGUCCACCAGUCUUUUAGGGUCCAUGUUUCCUAUGCCUCGAGUUAUUUAUGCCAUGGCAGAAGAUGGACUGCUAUUUAAAUUUUUGGCCAAAAUCAACGAUAGGACCAAAACACCAGUAGUCGCUACGUUAACAUCAGGCGCCAUUGCUGCUGUGAUGGCCUUUCUCUUUGACCUGAAGGACUUGGUGGAUCUCAUGUCCAUUGGGACUCUCCUGGCUUACUCUUUAGUGGCCGCCUGCGUGUUGGUCUUACGGUAUCAGCCAGAGCAACCCAAUGUAGUAUACCAGAUGGCCAGCACCAACGAUGACCAAGUAGAUCAGAAUGAAUUGGUGAGCACCAGUGAUUCCCAAACAGGCUUCUUACCAGGAGGGAAGUUUUCUCUGAAAACCAUACUGUCACCAAAAAACCUGGAGCCCUCCAGAAACUCUGGACUAAUUGUGAAUGUCUCUACCAGCCUCAUAGCAAUCCUCAUCCUCAUCUUCUGCAUGGUGUCAGUGCUGUGUAGAGACACCCUGGCGGCAGCCGAGCUCUGGGCCAUCUUUGUGCUGGCAGGCUGCGCCGUCCUCUGCUCUAUGGUCACUUUCGUCAUCUGGAGGCAGCCUGAGAGCAAGACCAAGCUCUCAUUUAAGGUACCCUUCCUGCCAGUCCUCCCCGUCCUGAGCAUCUUCGUCAACGUGUAUCUCAUGAUGCAGCUGGACCAGGGCACGUGGGUGCGCUUCGCAGUGUGGAUGCUCAUAGGCUUUACCAUCUACUUCGGCUACGGCAUCUGGCACAGUGAGGAGGCAUCACUGACUAAGGGCCAGGCCAGGACGCCGGAUGGCAACCUGGACCACUGCAAAUGA
This is a messenger RNA of Chrysochloris asiatica (Cape golden mole), 1881 nucleotides long. RefSeq names its product solute carrier family 7 (cationic amino acid transporter, y+ system), member 1 (gene SLC7A1). The record is from RefSeq and is a predicted model, not a curated record. Lineage: Eukaryota; Metazoa; Chordata; Mammalia; Afrosoricida; Chrysochloridae. Bases 1 to 1881 code for a protein of 626 amino acids. Gene Ontology annotation, molecular function: amino acid transmembrane transporter activity. The transcript has 11 exons. Gene Ontology annotation, cellular component: plasma membrane. Gene Ontology annotation, biological process: transmembrane transport; amino acid transport.